Lasiodiplodia theobromae is the source of this 1410-nucleotide messenger RNA. RefSeq names its product Magnesium transport protein transmembrane region. The record is from RefSeq and is a predicted model, not a curated record. Lineage: Eukaryota; Fungi; Ascomycota; Dothideomycetes; Botryosphaeriales; Botryosphaeriaceae. Bases 1 to 1410 code for a protein of 469 amino acids. The transcript is spliced from 10 exons.
AUGCAGCGCUACACCAUCGAGGAGCACGAAUCCGGCUACAUAGAGGAGAAGGAUCUUGAAAACUUCCUUAAAAUGCAGUUUGGCGCAAACAGAAACUACGAUAUUAAGAAAAACGACGAGGCGAACUACGUAUACUGGUCCUACACAGCCCCAAGGGCCCUCAACAAGGAUGAAAUACAUUCGUUUAUCCAGAAGGAUUCACUGAGGCCGUUCUUGAUUACAGCCCCUCUGCUAUGGGAGCUUUUGGAUUCGAACAAGACACCCCUGGCUUUCCUGGAUGUCUUGUUCGCAGUCCAUACUGAAACAUGCAUCUCGGAGGAGAGCUACGGGAAUGUUUUCUUGCAAACGUCAACCCAACCGUCGCCUUGUUACGAGCUCUCCUACCAGUUCAAAUAUGCUGAAGCCAACAACCGAUCCCGCGCCUUUCCCUGGUCCAUUAGACGGACAGAGAUUUUCAAUCGCAUUGAGACUUCAGGCGAAACCAUCAAGUCCACGUGGCUGAUAUUUAACCCGAAAGAAGACUCGGAGUUAAGCAAAAGGCUCGCUGAUAAGGCGCAAGAUCCUGGUAAAUGGGCUGCACUGAAGGCCAACCCGCUGCGGCUGCAUAUUGCCAUUCUGUCGACGUACAUCGAUAACUGGAGAGACUUUCUGGAAGAUAUCGGCAAGCAGUACUCCGAGCUGAAAAAGCCGGUGUGGACGGCUGAUGUCGAGUACGAGGUGGAACUCGCCGAGGCCCUGAGCUUCAAGGCCAUGCGGUCCCUCCGGGGGCUGGAAGAGAGAGUCCAAACUGUUCAAGUCAGCCUGAGACAGACCGAGAGGCUUGUUCAGGCGAUGCGAGAUUUGAACGGCAAUAUGAGUUUGCUCCCAAGUCAUAUGUACGGCCAAGCAGAAUUCAGGAUCAUAAGCAAUGCCCUCGAGAACAUCACGGUUCGGUUGGAAGGGUAUCAGACAUCUGCAGAAGCCCUUGAACGUCGCGUCCAGGGGAUUUUGAGACUUGUGACGGAUGCUUUGAACGUGAAGAACCAGAACGCUGCGGCAAAAGUUCAGAAGUUCGCAGCUGACAACCAGGCGGUCAACACGGAGAUCAGCAAAGGCGUAUAUGCCCUCGCAAUGGAUAGUGUUGAUGAUAGCACGAUUGCCAGAAUCGUGACCUUGGCGACGCUGAUUUACUUGCCGGCGAGCUUUGUGGCGACGCUCUUCGGCAUGAACUUCUUUGGUUUCGACGAGCGUUCGAAGCGGAUGACCACUGAACUCGCCUCGAAUAGAAUGAACAUAAAAAUUAUGCCCAUCACUGAUGAGAACAUUCGCAUUGCCAUGUUUGUCAAUGGAGAUCUCGACUCGAGCGAGCUGCAAGGGAUGGGGUCUGGAACGAAUGUGUCAGCCUUUAUGCACAUGCUGACCUGGAAGUGA